This is a messenger RNA of Prunus avium (sweet cherry), 1232 nucleotides long. NCBI's taxonomy places the organism in Eukaryota, Viridiplantae, Streptophyta, Magnoliopsida, Rosales, Rosaceae. The record is from RefSeq and is a predicted model, not a curated record.
AUCAAAAAAAUUGAAAGAGAAUGAUAAAAAAGAAGCAUAUGCCAACUGCAAAGGGGGUACCAAGAACACAUAUUUGUAGACAAGUGUUGGGUCACACUAGGAGGCAGCAGCACGCCACUGGUGACUCAUGAGUCAUGUCUGAAGAGAGAAGCUGACAAAUCCCAUCAAUUCCAAUUCCACCCAUUUCUGCUUCACAUUCGUCUACCUCCGACACUCCGAGUCCGAACUGUAACUUCUUCUUACCCUUUUUCAAUUCCUUCAAUUCCUUCCUAUUGAAACAAUUAACAAUCAAAAACCCAACACCCAUCGAGCUGAAAAGGAGCAAUCUUCAGCUGAAAACGGACCAAUCUUUGUUGAUUCUUGUUGUUGUUGAACAUGGUUUCAUCAAGAUCUCUUGUCUUUCUGUAGAGCCUGUAGGGGGUCAGGGGAGAGAUUGGAGCGAUGAAUGUGAGCCGCCCAUCGGUUCACCCCGUGGAGGCCCCGCCCUUGACUGACAUGGCAGCCCAGAACGCUCUCAGAGUGAGGAUGAAGGACGUUCAAGGCAUGCCUGGCACCACAGGUGGUCUCGUGUUGCGUCUUUGCCAGCUCGGCUUUGCAGCCAUUUCUCUCUCAGUCAUGGCCACCACCUCCGAUUUUCCUUCUGUCACUGCUUUUUGCUACCUUGUUGCUGCUGUUAGUGUGCAAUGUGUGUGGAGCUUGUCACUGGCGAUUGUUGAUGUGUAUGCUCUUUCAGUGAGGCGGAGCUUGCGCAACUGCAAGGUUGUGGGUUUCUUCACCAUUGGAGAUGGGAUCACAUCCACGCUUACAUUUGCUGCCGCAUGUGCUUCUGCUGGAAUUACUGUCCUCAUUGCCAAUGAUCUUAACAAAUGUGAUGUGAACCAUUGCAAAAGGUUUGAGACUGCCACAGCUAUGGCUUUUAUCAGUUGGUUUGCUGUGUCACCAUCCUUUCUUUUAAACUUCUGGUCACUGGCUUCCCGGUGAAACACGGCAGGGGGGAAAUUCAUCAGUGAGCCGAGUCUUCUCAUAUUCUAAAAAAAAAAAUUGGCCUCUUUUAAUGGCUGUGCGUCUACAGGGUAUUUGUUUGAUUGCCCUUAUUCUGUAUAUAGAAAUAUUCUGGCAGAGUUUGUUGAGAGAAUAAUAACCUCUAGCAUGGAGAUAUGUAUAAUUUUGGAUUUUGAAUCUUUUUCCUCAUUGUGGGUGUCAUGUGAUAGUUUUUGUUGUUGUUCCAAAAG